Molecule: messenger RNA, 4922 nt
Organism: Anolis carolinensis (green anole)
Lineage: Eukaryota; Metazoa; Chordata; Lepidosauria; Squamata; Anolidae
Gene: ppat
Product: phosphoribosyl pyrophosphate amidotransferase
Exons: 12
Coding region: 29-1708 (559 amino acids)
Biological process (GO): purine nucleobase biosynthetic process; purine nucleotide biosynthetic process
Molecular function (GO): amidophosphoribosyltransferase activity
Source: RefSeq, a predicted model, not a curated record
CUCCUGUCUCUAUGCAAAUCAGGUCCGUAUGCAAAUCAGGAGCCGAGGGGCGGGAAAAAGGAGAGGCUCCGUCCUCGCCCACAAGCCCAAGCGGCCACAAGCGCCGCGCCAGGAGCGACAACAACAGGGGCGGCCGCGACACGUGUGCGACCGACCCACCAUGGAGUUCGAGGAGCUGGGCAUCGGGGAGGAGUGCGGCGUCUUCGGCUGCCUCGCCGCCGGGGUCUGGCCCACCGAGCUGGACGUGCCGCAUGUGAUCACCCUGGGGCUGGUGGGGCUGCAGCACAGGGGCCAAGAGAGUGCUGGAAUUGUGACAAGCGAUGGAGAGUCAGCUCAUUCAUUCAAAAUGCACAAGAAGUGGUGGCAGGAGGGAAUGGGUCUGGUUAAUCACGUGUUCAGUGAAGAUAGCCUGAAGAAGCUAUAUGUUUCCAAUCUUGGGAUUGGGCACACAAGAUACUCAACCUCCGGAGUCUCUGUCUUGGAUAAUUGUCAACCGUUUGUGGUGGAAACACUGCAUGGGAAGAUUGCUGUAGCUCACAAUGGAGAGCUGACAAAUGCUGUGCGACUGAGGAGAAAGCUAAUGCGCCAUGGAGUGGGACUCUCCACCAGUUCUGACAGUGAACUGAUCACUCAGCUGCUGGCAUUCACCCCUCCGUUAGAGCAAGAUGAUACACCAGACUGGGUAGCAAGGAUCAAAAACCUGAUGAACGAAACACCUACUUCCUACUCAAUUUUAAUGAUGCAUAAAGAUAUCAUCUAUGCCGUACGCGACCCCUAUGGGAACCGUCCACUCUGCAUUGGCCGUCUGGUUCCAGUCGGAGACCUUAAUAAAAAAGGGAAAAAUUAUGCUGAAACUGAAGGAUGGGUCGUGUCUUCAGAAUCCUGCAGCUUCUUAUCUAUUGGUGCAGAGUAUUACCGUGAAGUCAUGCCUGGAGAGAUUGUGAAGAUAUCUAGACAUGAAGUUCAGACACUGGAUGUUGUGCCAAGGCCAGCAGGAGAUCCAGCUGCAUUCUGUAUUUUUGAAUAUGUGUAUUUUGCACGACCAGACAGCAUUUUUGAAGGUCAAAUGGUAUAUUCCGUAAGAAGGAGAUGCGGUCAACAGCUUGCUAUUGAAGCCCCAGUGGAAGCCGAUUUGGUUAGCACAGUCCCAGAAUCGGCAACGCCUGCAGCUCUUGGCUAUGCACAAAAGUGCGGAUUACCAUAUAUCGAAGUAUUGUGCAAAAACCGAUACGUGGGAAGAACUUUCAUUCAGCCAAAUAUGAGGUUACGACAACUCGGAGUAGCCAAAAAGUUUGGGGUUCUGUCAGAUAACUUCAAAGGAAAGCGUGUUGUCCUUAUUGAUGAUUCCAUUGUGCGAGGCAACACCAUUUCACCCAUAAUCAAACUAUUGAGAGAAUCUGGAGCUAAAGAAGUACACAUUCGUGUAGCUUCACCUCCAAUUAGAUUUCCUUGUUACAUGGGAAUAAAUAUUCCAACAAAAGAAGAACUUAUUGCCAACAAGCCUGAAUUCCAUGACCUGGCCAAUUACAUCGGAGCAGACAGCGUGGUCUAUCUUUCAGUAGAAGGAUUGGUUUCAUCUGUGCAAGAGAGUAUCAAAGCAAGACAAGACAAUGAAAACAGCUUGAAGACCAAUAAGUACCGGGCUGGGAAAAUUGGCCAUUGCAUAGCCUGCCUUGUUGGAAAAUAUCCCGUAGAGCUGGAGUGGUAAAUUUCCUGAACACAACUGCCAAUCAAUUCAACAUUUGGGACUGAUUAAAUGUAUCACUCACUACCGAACAAGUUAUGAAACCACUCAUGUUUUAGUUAAAGCGUUUUCUAAGGAUGGUGAAGAACUAAGGAUAAACAAUAAAAUAAAGAAUGCAAUAUGAAACAUUAGCUCUGUGACUUUGGGGAUGAGGAACUGAGUUUCUAAAUUCCUUAGCUGGCUAAUCUUGCCAAGACAAUUGGAGUUCUCCUCAGGCUUUCAUUCAUAAUAGUAGUUUCUCAUAAAUAACAUUAUGAGAGAGGCUAUGAGCCAUUAAGCCUUCUCAAAUUUUAAACCUGGUUUUAUGUAAAAAGCAAAUUCUUGAAUUUAACUGUUUUCAUAUAAUUUUUAUUCAGCUGUUUGCCUUCUUUGUUUUGAAAAAAUGAAGUAAAUGUCUGUAUUUUUUGCUUAUAUAACUAAAGCUAUCUGUUAUAACUUGAUUCCAAAGAGAUCAAAUGUUAUUUUUGUACAAAGCAUUUCUGAGGCUUCAAGACUCAGGGAAAUACUAAACCAAAAACUCGCUUAAUACCUUGAGCCUGCAUGAUUUAAAGGUCUGGAAAUCCACUGCGUUUAAGUGCUUUCGCUGUAUGUCAGGGAGAUGUGACAGGGAAAAUUAGACAGGUUGAUAACCUACUAUGGAGUGCUGUGAUUUAGAGAUUAAAGGCUAAUUUUCUCAAUUAUGUUCUUUCACCUUGAAUACAUGCUUAACUAUAGUGUGAAUUUUUUUUAUUUGUGUGUGAGCUUGCAGAGAUGACAUUGGAAAAAAAUAACGCACAGACUUAUUGUAAUAGAGAAAUUUAACAAAUGUAGUAUUUUUAAUGUAAUAUAUAUUACUGCCUUGCUUAGUAUUUCUGUGGCUUUUGUUAAUGUCCUGUUUGUGUCCCCUUUUCAAGAAUGCUAAUUAUUUCUGGUUUGAAUUAGAAUUGCCAGCAAUUCUAACCCGAUUCAGAAAUUUGCUGCUACUUCUUUGUCUCUGUAUACGUUUUCAGAACAUACAUUUCUCCAGCAGAGUGCUCAAAAGUGAAACAUUUUACAACUGCAUAACUAUAUUAGAGGAAAACCCACUUCUACCCUCUGUGUGCCCACUGAAACAGUAGACCUUCCAUCUGUACAUUCAAUUCCUUUCUGACCACCCCAACAGUAUGAACGUUGGGUUACUGUGAGUUUUCUAGGCUGUAUGGCCAUGUCCCAGAAGCAUUCUCUCCUGACGUUUCACCUACAUCUAUGACAGGCAUCCUCAGAGGUUGUGGGGUGUGUUGGAAACUAGGCAAGUGAGGUUAAUAUAUCUUUGGAAUGUCCCAACAAAGGAUUCUCCCAAGCAGGAAGCAGACAGGCUUUGAAGCUGCAAGGCCAUUCAAUGCUAAUCAAGGUGGCCAGUAGCGACAUUCACACUUGUUCUUUCUCCCACCCUGGACAUUCCACAGAUAUAUAAAACCCACUUGCCUUGUUUCAAACAGACCUCACAAUCUCUGAGGAUUCCUGCUAUGGAUGUGGGCGAAAUGUCAGGAGAGAAUGCUUUUGGAACAUGGCCAUACAGCCUGGAAAACUCAUAGCAACUCCGUGUUUCCAGCCAUUAAAGCCUGAAAGCCCAGCCAUGGCUAAAAUCUUUCUUUCUUCCUUCUGUGAAUGGAGAAAGUCAAGUCAUGCCCCCAAACCUUUUUUGCUUGUUUUGUACCUUUCCAGGCUCCCCAUAUGAUCCUUUUUUCCACCUUCCUGCAAAACAGGAAGGGCAGAGCACCUUUUGCAUGGCUUCCUACAAACAGAAACACAAUAAACGUUUUCCAUGUUUUUUUAUGAUUGAAACAAUUAGGAAAUGACAUUUAUAACCCAGCAACAAAAAUCAUGUUACAUAGUGCUAUUUCAUUCCCAUCUACAAAGUUCAACUCAAGAACUGCGCAAUUAAGUUACAAAAAAAAGCCAAAAAAAUUCUCAUAAAUGGUUAAAGUAAGUUUAUGAUUUUGCAUUCAUAGCCAUCCUGGGCUGCAUGCAGCCCAUGGGCCGCGGGUUGAACAGACCUAAAACUCACAGUAACCCAAAUCUCAAACAUGCUGGAAAUGGAUUCACAGUCACUCUUCAAUUUUGAUAUUUUGAGCAGUCCCUGUAGCUCCAGAGGGGCUGUAGAGCCACCAUAGUCAACCACUUCUGAAUAAGAGGCUUUUUAAAAAAAACCUUUUCCAGAAUGUAUAAACUUGUGCAUUGUUCAUGCACAGCUGUACAUACAGAUCCCGUGGCAAAAAUAUGUCUAUUUGAAAUGCAUGUAGAAAACCAUAUAAAAGAGUCCCUGUGCCGGAAACACAAGCAUGCUAGAAGCCAACAUAAUAAUUUUAUUUCUUACCCGCCUCUUCUCAAGGCAGGUCACAGCACAAUCAAAUUGCACAAACUGCAAAAAUUCUAUAAACACACAUAUUAAAAUGUAGUUCUAUAAAAGAUACGUAUUAAAACAUUUCUAUAAAAUACAUAUAAAUUAUGCAUUAUUUACAAUGUGGGUACAUGUAAGGUAAAUAAAAUCCAACACAUUUCAUAGAAAUUGAUACUAUUUCCCUGUGGUCCAAACAAAACUCGGCAAGAUUUUUUUAGUAUUGAAUACCGGUAGCUUGGAAUUGCUAUUAAUACAUCAGAAAGGGUAGAUUUGGUGGAUGAUGUCUUCAAAGAAGAAGCUGUAAUAUAAAACAUAAGCAUUGUUAUUAACAUUCUCUUCUAUAGCAUGGAACUUAGUCUGGUUUAGAAAAUAAAAAAUAUAUACUGAAUAAAAAAGCUUGAUACACUAUUGCUAAUCUCCAAAUAUGCUAAAAUAAUUCUUCUCAAACCAUAUGACAUUUCUGAAAAAAUACCAGUAUUUUUAAUCUUUUUCCUUGCCGCUAUAAAACUGAGGAUUCAUUUACAAAAUUGUUUUUUUUACAUAAUCUUCGUAAGAUAAGCAAGGCUGAAAACCCAUCCCUAGGACAAGGUGAACUGAUUCAACAGGUUGCUCAGCUCUUCUCAAUUUAUACGCAACGCUCUGUUUCUACAUUUAUACAUACUUUUAUUUACUUUAAAAAUCAAUGUACGUAAACCCCAUUCUCCCAAAUAGCCAAUAUAAAUGUUUACUUAGAUGUAAUUAUGUAUUUGGUGGGAAAGUAUAUAUUGCCUUGAUGAACCAUGACCAAAUUCCAUGUCAACAUAAAGUUGCCUAUCCAGA